CCUAACUACUGUGUGCAGUCGCGUCGUGAAAACCAUGCCGCUUGAUUCGCGUUGGUGCUGCGUUUGAGCUUCCUUUUUGUACCCCUUCAUUAGAGACUGAUUGCUAAGUGCUUACAAGCCAAGAGAAAACUGUAGUUGGAAAAUCGUUUCAACUUGGACACAAUAUUUACAUCGAACUAUCUCAAAUAUGGAUACGGUAGCUGAAGAAAAUGUGACGAUGGUAAUAACGAUAAAAGAAGAAAAGUCGCCAGGGGCCGAAAAGAUAGAAAUGAGAAAUUACAGAAAGAUAAAGGAAGUAGAGUUGGAAGGACCGAAUGAAAAUACGAUUUUGAGGCCACCAACAAAACUUGAAUCCUUUGACGAUGCUUUACCACACGUCGGCGAUUUUGGUCGUUACCAAUUACUGUUACUUCUUGCAUUAUUUCCAUACGCCGUUGCUUACUCUGUUCUCUACUUCUCACAAUUUUUUUUUACUCUCGUGCCGAAGGAGCACUGGUGUAAAAUUCCGGAGCUUAUGGAGAGUUUUACUACUGAGCAGAGGAUAGAAGCAGCGAUACCACCAUCAAAGGAAUAUCCCUUCUACGACACGUGUCGCCGGAAAGAUCUGAAUUUUACGGCUGUCCUAGCCAACGGCAACCGUGACAUUCACUUGCCCGCUUGGACCACCAACAGGACUGUCGAGUGCGAAACUUGGGAGUACAAUUUUACGCAAAUCCCGUAUGCUAGCAUUGGUGCCGAGCUAGAUUGGGUAUGCGAAAGCAGUUAUCUCAUCUCAACGGCUCAGACGAUAUUCUAUUGCGGCUCGAUUACCGGUGGCUUCCUUUUCGGCUGGAUCGCUGAUCAUCGUGGACGUAUUCCAGCUCUGAUACUUUGCUCCGGCUGUGGAUUGUUGGCUUCUUUUGCCACUGCUUGGACAUCGACGUUUUGGACUUUUGUCAUCGCGAGAUUCUUCACGGGACUGGCUUUCGAUAACGUGAUUAAUAUUCCGUUGAUCAUAGUAUUAGAAUACAUGGCCGUAAGAAGACGAAGCUUGGUGGUGAACAUUGCUUUCGGUUUAUACUUUGCCCUCGGCAGUACCUUAUUGCCAUGGGCUGCUUAUUACAUAGCCGACUGGCGCAUUCUCUGUUACGUCAGUGCUUUGCCGCUUCUCAGCUGCUUCAUCACUCAUUGGAUACUCCCUGAGAGCGCGAGAUGGUACGUGUCGAAUCGUAUGUCGGAUAAGGUUAUUGAGAAGCUCAAGCGAAUCGCCAGUGUGAACGGAGCCAAGCCCGAUCCGCAUCUGUACGACAUAUUUUACAGAAAGUUAAAUUCGUCGGAACAUCAGGUGGAAUCAGCCAAUCUCGCUGACAUUUUUCAGAUGAAGAGAUUAGCCAGAACGACGAUUUUGUUAACCUGCUAUUGGGUGUUGACGGUGAUAGCAUUCGACGGUCACGUCUAUUCGUUGAAAUUACUAGAGAGUUCAGUGUUCGUGUCGUUUUCGGUUUCUUGUGCCACGGAACUGCCAGCUGGCAUCUUGCUCACCGUACUCCUCGAUCGAUGGGGUCGUCGACUAUGCGGUUUCAUCACCAUGGCUUCGACCACAGCAUUCAGUAUCGCUGAACUCCUUCUACCAUCAGAGCAAACGAAGUUAGUGAUGUCGGUGUCGUCACGAUUCGCCCUGAAUAUGGCAGCUAACAUUGGACUUCAAUACGCGGCGGAAUUAUUGCCGACGCCGGUGCGCGCCCAAGGUGUUGCGAUGAUCCACAUAUUUGGCAUUCUCGCUCACGGUGUUGCUCCUUACAUCGUCGAUAGCGCUCAGCUGUGGCUCAAUCUCCCGAUGGUGAUAAUAUCGUGCGUCGCGUGUACUAGUGCCAUUCUCGUGCUAUUUCUACCGGAGACACUUGGCCAAGCUCUACCGCAAACUCUGCAGGAAGGUGAAGAUUUUGGAAAGGAUCAGUCCUUUUGGAAUCUGCCGUGUUUCGGUAGAUCUAACAAGAAGAAUACUUCGACGAACAGUAAUGACAGUAAUAAUCAUACGACGAAAACUACUUUAUUUGUCGACAUGGAAGUUAGAGAAUAUAAAGAGGAAGAGGUAGAUGAGAAUAAUCAACCAAAAAUCGAUAGUUUUGACGACAUUUUGCCAUAUAUCGGCGAAGCAGGACGAUACCAAUGGUUUCUUUUUUUAAUAUUAUUGCCUUUUACGGUAGUUUAUGCAUUUCUAUACUUCGUUCAAUAUUUCCUAACACUGAUACCAGAGGAACAUUGGUGCAAAAUACCAGAAUUCGAUGAGACGAAUCUCACAGAUUGGCAAAAGAUAAAUUUAUCCAUACCGCUGAAAUCCUACAUUGGCGAUGCUGAUGAAAGUUACGUCUUGUAUUCACGCUGUAAAAUGUAUAUUACAAAUUAUACGGAAGUACUAAUGACUGGACAGAAACCAAAACAUGAUACACCAGUUGGAGAUUGUCGACAUGGAUGGUCCUUUAAUAUGACUAGCGUUCCUUACAUAUCGCUUGGUGCUGAGUUGGAAUGGGUAUGCAGUAAGUCGCAUCUUGGCACGACUGCUCAGUCGAUUUUUUUCAUAGGCAGCAUUUUUGGUGGUUUCAUUUUUGGUUACAUUGCUGACCACUACGGACGUAGACCAGCUCUAAUCGCUUGUAAUGCAGUCGGACUUAUGGGGUCGAUUUGCACACCAUUUUGCAAUGGUUAUUGGUCCUUUAUUCUUGUUCGCUUUGUUGUUGGCACUGCAUUCGAUAAUUGCUACAAUAUUCUGUUUAUUAUUGUAAUGGAAUACGUAGGACCGAAACACAGGACGCUAAUGUUAAAUAUGUCAUUAGGAAUAUAUUUUGCUUUUGCCGCAAGUUUACUACCGUGGAUUGCGUAUUGGGUAUCGAAUUGGAAAAUACUUACCAUAAUCUCUGCACUUCCGCUUACUAUUGUAUUCGUAACUCCUUGGGUUGUUCCGGAAAGUGCCAGAUGGUAUAUACAAAAUGGUCGUAUAGACGAGGCUGUGAACGUAAUAAAGAAGCUCGCCAGAGUCAAUAAAAAAAACAUUGCGAAUGAAGUUUAUGUAGAAUUUGCGAAAAGUUGUAAUGCAAUGAAGAAUAACGAAUCUAAUAACAAUGGUACUAUGAUAGAUUUAUUCAAACUAGGAAGACUGAGACGAAUGACUGUGGUACUUAUCGUUAACUGGUUGAUGAUAGUAUUUAUAUUUGAUGGACACAUUUGGAACAUGAAGUCAUUACAUCCGAAUGUAUUUAUAUCAUUUUCGUUAGCUUCAAUAUCAGAACUUCCAGCUGCCAUUGUCGUCAAUUUUUUGUUGGACAGAUGGGGUAGACGUUGGAUGGGUUUUUUGUCUAUGUUUAUGUGCGGAGUCUUUUCUUUUAUUGCAUUAGGAAUGCCCAUUGGUGCAUCAGCAAUGUGGAUGGCUGCUUUAGCUCGACUAGGAGUCAACGUUGCAAUCAACAUUGCAUUUCAGCAAUCUACAGAAUUACUGCCCACUGUCGUUAGAGUGCAAGGAAUUUCGCUUAUACAUAUCAUCGGAUACAUAGCACAUACUUUGGGGCCCAGUGUUAUCUAUAUGUCAAAUAUCAAACCGUGGCUACCGCUGGUACUUUUAGGAAGCUUGUCGUUCGUUACUGCUUUUUUGACUCUUACAUUGCCUGAAACAAUGGACCAGCAGAUGCCAGAUACUCUUGAAGAUGGUAAUAACUUUGGGAGAAACCAGAACUUCUUGUGGAUUCCUUGUACCAAUAUGAAAAUGUACAAAAAUGUAAAAAAGACUGAGAAUUAAAUAACAGUUGAUCUUAUUACGUAGUUUAUGAACUGGUGCUGAAAUAUACAAUAAAAUUAUAGAGAAAUACUCAUCAUGGUUAUAAAAUAAAGUGAUUUAUACAUUUUUGAUAUAAAAUAUUUUCGAUUAAGAUCAAGAACAAUAUUAUUGUUUUUCUCAUGAUAGAUGUGUAGAAAAAUAUGUGUGUCAAUAAUGGUCAUUCGUUUUACUUUGACUUUUGAUUCGAUCGAAAAAUGACUAAUAAAACGAAAGUGACUAGACUACCAUGUAGAUUUAAAAUAACUUAUCAAGAACGUCAAGAUGAGAACGUUUUAAAACCGAUAUAAUUAGUUUUCUU
Messenger RNA from Phymastichus coffea, 4106 nucleotides. RefSeq lists its product as uncharacterized. Gene Ontology annotation, biological process: transmembrane transport. The record is from RefSeq and is a predicted model, not a curated record. The transcript has 18 exons. Gene Ontology annotation, molecular function: transmembrane transporter activity. Gene Ontology annotation, cellular component: membrane. Bases 188 to 3769 code for a protein of 1193 amino acids. Lineage: Eukaryota; Metazoa; Arthropoda; Insecta; Hymenoptera; Eulophidae.